Molecule: messenger RNA, 6030 nt
Organism: Rhizoctonia solani
Lineage: Eukaryota; Fungi; Basidiomycota; Agaricomycetes; Cantharellales; Ceratobasidiaceae
Product: bestrophin protein
Exons: 23
Coding region: 1-6030 (2009 amino acids)
Molecular function (GO): chloride channel activity
Source: RefSeq, a predicted model, not a curated record
AUGACGGCACUUCGCUCUAUAUCCAAGAUCCUUCGUGGGGAAACCGACUUGGAGCGGCACAGACGUCGUAUGCGAUACUAUACAUGGCUCGUCGAUGUUAUUAGAAUCGAUGGAAGCGUGACACUGCGCAUCUUGGGCCCAGUGUUGACUGUCACAUUGUUCGCCACAUUCGUUGCGACUAUGGUACAAGUAUACGGACACAACUGGAAGCUCACGAAUAACGUUGUACCCCUAUUAUCUGUCGUCGUGGGUCUCAUCCUCGUCUUCCGGAAUGGUACCUCCUACGAUCGGUACUAUGAAGGCCGCAAAGACUUUGGCACGCUUAUGUCCAAUGUCCGCAACCUCGCACGUUUGCUCUGGGUGAACGCCAACCUUCCUCACGCUUCAGACGACACCAAAGCCAAGCAACCGUCGGCUUUUAUGAAAAUUAGGGGGAAGACCUACCAACCCAGUAGCAGUAUUAAGAACCCAGUGAUUACCUCGGCUUCACUCAGAGCAGAAAAGGAGCGUGCACUCAAAUUGAUGGUCGCCUUUGUUGUAGCUGUCAAGCAUCACUUGAGGAGGCAAUUCGACAACAGGGGAUUCAAUAAGAGCGGUAAACACGGAACCAGGGACUACUCGAGGCUGAGCAACUCUUCUGCAAUCGACAUCCCAGGGAAGAAUGGCAACGCUUCAGGUCACUCACACGGAUUGAGCACUUCGGUCGGUGAUAUGGACGCUACUCUUGUUCCUGGAUCAGUUCCUCGUAGCCCGCACAAGAUCACAUUUCUUGGAAACAAGGGGGCUGCGCCUGAUUCUGAGCGAGACCCAUUGCUGAGAGGUGAAUCCACUACAGUAGAGUUUAGGCCAUAUGAUACUAGGAAGGCGUUGCCAAUGCCACUCGUAAUUGCACAUGAGUUAACUAGGUUAAUUCACAAGUUUAGGCGCAGUGGAAUCUUGGACACUAUUGGACCUGCUGGCGUUAAUGCAAUGAAUACUCUAAUUCAAAGUAUGAUCGACCAAGUUACGGCCAUGGAACGAGUAGCAAACACCCCCAUCCCUGUUUCUUACAGCAUUCAUUUGAAACAAUGUGUGACCUUGUACCUCUUCUCGUUGCCCUUCACAUUGAUUGGUGACCUCGGUUGGCGGAUGAUUCCAAUUGUGACCUUGGUCGCAUACACUUUGAUGGGAAUCGAAGGAAUCGCAAACGAAAUCGAGAUGCCAUUUGGGCGCGACCCGAGUGAUUUGCCUUUGGAUCGGUACUGUGCCGAGUUGAGAGACGAGAUUGAGUACAUAAUGGAAAACCUCGCAGAGGCGAUGAUGACCUUGAAAGUGAUGAUGAGCAUUAGUCGAAUACCCCAUAUUUUAAAGCUUUCCGAGGGAUCAAAACGCAGUGGGGUCGAGGCUACUCCCCCGACCACAACGAUGAAUCGGAAGCUCGAGCCCCUUCCGCCCGAGUCUGAUUUCCGCACGUCGUUAAUUAUGCCCAGCCUGUCUCGCCGCUUUACCUUGCUUCGCGGCCAGAACGGUGAGCCGCUGUCGAUCGACGACGUUCGAACUCGCCUUGCCAAUCAACGAGCCAACGGCCACGUCAACCAAGUCACCGAGGAAGAGGAGGAAAUCAUGAUUGACGCUCUUAUCCGAGCACACAGUAUUGAUCCUUCUGCUGCCAGUGCGAGCGAUAGCGAUGGCUAUACUACUGCUACUGCCAACGACGGCUAUUCGACUGCCAACACCAACACCAACGACUCGUAUUCGGGCUACGAUUCGCCCCAGUCGUACCGUGGGUAUGUACGUCCAGCAGCGAGGAGCAUGGUGUCUGCCAAUCCCCCGCCAAAGCGCAAAGUCACACUCUCUACCCCCAGUGUACCCGCUCGUGACGGCCCCAUGUUCGAUGCAAAGCAGGGGAAUGGGGAUGUAGUGAAUGGCACGCAGUUCGAUACAUACCUCUCCAACUCGUCGUUUUCCCCGGCCCAGAUCCGUCGCGCCUCACUUGCUCUUCAAGAUGCGAUCCAAGAAUAUGAAGAAGAAGAGGAGGACGAAAAGAUACUCGCACCUCGUAGGGGAGAUCAGCACCAGCGGGAACACGAGUCGCACGCGGGCGACAGCCCAGUCGGAUAUGGCGAGGCAAUCGCGUGGUCAAAUGACCAACCCAAGCACAUGCACCACGAUUCUCCUGGCUCUACCGCGGUCGCACCCUACCACCCCACUGGUACAUCCUCUCCAGUUUACAGGAUGGAUACCGUCAAUCGUUUGCCUGGUUACGUCCCUGGGAUGCAUAGACCCAUUACUCCGCGUGACUCGGGAGUCGAUACAGACACUAAUACUGGUACAUCAACUCCCCAACCUGUGUCCAACGCGAGCACGACGUAUGAGUACGGCUCGAAUGUUUCAUCUCCCAGUCGAACGGAGCGUACGUUACCACAGAGCAUUCUGAACAAGCGUGCAUCUACUACUAGCCCGCCUUUGCGUACCCGACCUCGCGAAUUGAGUAAUUCGGACCAGUAUGAUGGCGGUGGCUCGUCGAGCGAUACCACACAAGUACCUCUAAAGUCGGCACUUUCGGAUAAGCGUCGGCCUACAUCCCCUCUCGGGGCCAAUUCAGGCUCUUUGAGGGGCAGUCAUAUGCGCGAAAUUAGCAACAGCAAUAGUGGAUUGGAUUCUUCAGACACAUAUUACUCAAAUCAACCUCAGUCCCGCUCCCUUGCUUCCCCCUCGCUACCUGAUUCGCCUACUAUAAAUGGUAGUGGCUUGGCAAAUAUUGCAAGUUCACUGAAUGGAGCCACCACCAACGUAAUCGUUGAUGAGCCUGUCCACCGUACCUCUACCCCUCGCCUCUCUACUCUGGAGAAUGGGCAUGCCUCGCGUGGCAUGCGCCCUUACUCUCCUCACACGCGCACUGGAACCCCUAACGCUAAUACUCGACGAACGGGUGGCCACUCCAGGAAUGGUUCGCUCGCAGAUACGACUAUAUCUGCUGGGCGCCGUUCGCCCAGGGCCUCCCAGGCUCAUUCGUCGUCCUCUGCAACGCGCCCGAACCCACUCAUGAUGUCGCCCAUGCUCAAUUCAUCUCGGUCUUCACUGGCUUCCACGGGCUCGAGCUAUCACUCCUGGGACGAAGACCAACUCGGUGGGAAAAAGCCUCAUAAACGUGGCGUUAGCGUGUUUAUUGACAGCGAUAGCGCACCAUGGAAGAAGUCACGAAGCGGGAUUGAUGCCGACCUUGAGAUGGAAAGUGCCCCUGCGCCGGAGCACAUGAGGGAUGUUUUGGCCGGACUGUCGAUGCAAGACUUGAUCGCAGUCCAGAACAAGUUGGUUUCGGUUGCUGUCAAGAAACGAGUGAGUGUGCCCGGCGUGAGGCCGCUCUCUGGCCCUAGAAGGAGGCGGGCAUCGGCUGGGCAGUCGGUCGCGUCUUUGGCGACUCCCACAGAACCAGAAAUUGCGUCGCCUGCUAGAGUAGCUAGCCCUCUUUUGGGUGCCCAAACGCCCCCUCCCAAUCCCAUCCUCACGCCACCUCCUCCUGCCACUCCACCAAUGACCAAGUCCGCAGAGGAUCAAGCAAAGAAGGCCAAUGCGCUCUUGCAUGCCAUGAUGGACAGCAUCGAAUCGUCGCCUCACAAAAUGACCACACCACCCACGACGGCCCCAUCCUCUGUGCCAUCACCCUCUCCUCAACCUCAGGCGCUCGCUCCGCAGACUAGCUUCUCGUCAGAGGAGCCCCAAUCGGUUACUCCGCCAACCCCAGAAGAAGAACCUAUAACGCCAGAUACACCUGUGCCGGACCAAGAUCAACGGCAAAAGGCACUUGCCGAUGCCUUGUUUGGGAGUGACUCUGAUGCAACGGUCAAGGACCCCAACCCUGGGUUCGGGCGAAGCCAGAGCCUACGGGCCUUUGCGAUGCCGCCGGUGUCCUCCUCUCCUCCUCCGGACGCCGAUGUUUCCCCAGCACAAAGCAAGUCGACACAAGAUGACUCGUCGUUGGCGGAGGAAAUUGAGCGACGGGCAAUGGCCGCUACGGCUGCGCUCAAGAGCGCGUCGACUCCCCGCUUGAACGACGGAACCAAUGGGCGCAAAGCAGGCAAAAAGGUCAAUCCGAGGCAGAUUUCGAGCCCGCAGUUGGUUUCUGCUACGACGAGUGUGGAUACCAUGGGACUUGCUGCUGCUGCCGCCGCCGCAGGAUCCAACCCGUCCACCCCACAGCAGACCGCUCAGACGUCGUUACCGCAUACCCAGUCCAAGCUUAGCCAAAGGAUCAAGAAGUUUACGGGUAACUUGAGGCCGCGCGCACCAAUUCCGACAGGAGAGGAGAUUUCACCAUACGUGGUUGAUGUGUCGACGCCCCCCAGCACCGAGCCAACGCAACUGAACUUGGGCAAUCGUCUGCCCUCUGGGCCUACAGCCACAGCUUCACGAGUGCCAUCUAAUCCGGAGCCUAAAUCCGCCCCACCUACCACCGAGUCUCCUAUUAACACUCCAUCGACCCCCGACGGCUCUGCACAAUCCUCAGGUGGAACGCCUACCUCUACUCAGCCCCGUCUUCGUGGUUUUAUGGCUAGGCUACGCAAAGGUCGCAAAGAUUCGACCGUGGGUACUGGCGAGAAACCCCGUGCUCCUUCACCACUAGGACCAAACAACCUAAAGCCAAUUCCAGCUCCGCCACAUAUUCCAGCAGCCAUGCUCAAGCUCCAGCCAGUGCCUAUGCCUGAGAAUAUGAGCACGAGCUCGUUGGGUGGAUCGGCCACGGGCAUAGAGGCACCUCCGCCCCCUCCACCGCCUCUAUCUGCACCGCAAUCAGCACCUGCAGAUAUGAGUACCGGGUCCAUUCAUACGCCGGCCUCAUCUCAGCAAGUAGACGAAGAAGCUCUUCGUCGACUGUACGAUGCUGCAUCACAACUAGGCUUGGACCAUUCUGCGAUCAACGAUAUCCUUGUGCGAUCCCAGUCGACUUCGUCUCGAUCAACUGGUUGGACUCAGGCUUCUCCUAUGACACCUACUUCCCACACAAUCGACGCAGCGCCUGCCCCUUCUUUGCCCUCAGUUCUGGAGCGAUCCAUGUCAGUAACUACACCCAAACCACCACGCCCAAACCCUGCGCUCGGCCGUCAACUAUCAUUAAAACCUUACAAUGGUCUACCGCUCCGCCCUACUCCUUCUCAAGAGGAAUCGACACCACGCGCGAGCGUUGUGCGCCGUACUGUCAUUUUCCCAACUCCACCCGGGCGUGCAUCGUCUGAAAUGAGCCGACGACCUUCGUCCAGACACAGACGCAAUCGUUCCGGAUCGGUCCAUUCGAACAAAUCGUCGGUGCAGGACCGAACUCCUACGCCUCCUCCCUCCCGUGCGCCUAUUAACAAGCGAUUUUCGAAGGACGCUUCUCCACCCGUGCCUCAACUACCCAACGGGAUUGAAGGGAGCGUAACUUCAACGCUCCAGGUUCCCAGGUCCGGCUCUGCGUUCAGUGUCAACAACUACGAUUCUUUCUACGAUAUGUAUGCAGAGGAUUCUGAGGAACAACAGCCAGUGGGGUCUGCCGUCGAAGUAUUGGAAUUGUCGGAUGGACAAAUUGUUUGGUCUGUUGUCGACGGCCUGCGAUCCACAGAUGACGAUGAAGGAGAUGACACGUUCGCUCAACUGAACCGAACCUCCGAGUAUUCGGUAAACGAAACCCAGCAGCUCAGGUUCCGCGAACAUCAACGUUCUGCCUCGAAGACGUCCACAUCCAAAGCCAGCAACGAACUUACGCCUAAACGUCCUGAGACGCGAGUGUUUGUCAGCAACGCCGGGGAUAUUGGCACACUCCUUGACUCGCUCACCAAAAGUUAUGAAGCUGGCCAAUUUAACAUUGUUCCAGGCGUUCCAGGAGCCUUGGGUCAUCUUCGACCUAUCUCCGGGUCAGCUUCUGGCCCGAAUCAAUCUGGAUCCCUCUCUGUUCAAUCAGGCUCAAUCUCAGCCAACUCGUUUGGUAGUUCUUUUAAUUCGGAUGGCGAUUAUACGCUUGAGGAACGUCUUGAUCAAAUGAUCACUUCCAGCCGAAGGCGUGCCGGUCUUUGA